Messenger RNA from Notechis scutatus (mainland tiger snake), 3177 nucleotides. NCBI's taxonomy places the organism in Eukaryota, Metazoa, Chordata, Lepidosauria, Squamata, Elapidae. The record is from RefSeq and is a predicted model, not a curated record.
AUGCCGGCCUCCUUGAGGGAGGGAACUGACUUGGGCUUCUGGUGCUUUUCUCUCUUCCAGCAGCUGGGGGAGGCCGAAGGAGGAGGAGACGCUGCUGCCACCACCACCACCGCCGCCCCCUCGGAGACCCAGCUAGCCCAUGCGUGGCCCUGGUUUCUGCCUGGCCCGGAGGACCUGCAUUCCGCCUCUGGGGCGUUGCUCCGUCAGCAGCUGGAGGAAGAGAUGAGAGAGGUGCAGAAUUAUGUCGAUCACGUCCGGGCCUUGACGGAGGCGCGGGAUGCUCUGGCGGCAGAAUACGAGCGGGAAAACGAAGCGCUGAGGAUGAAGUUCACCCAGAUGCAGUUGGAACACGAGUCCCAGCAUAAGGAGGUGGCCGAGUUGCUGGCGCUGGAGGGCUUGGCCAGCAUCGUCCACAGCAGCCCCAGCGAGCAGGUUGCCUACUUGCUGGUGGAGAGAAGCUCUUUGCUGGAGCGGAUGGAGGCUCUGGAGCAGGAGCUGGGGACCCCCCACUGCCUGGGGAGACCCUGCGUGGCUUCCCUACAAGUGCAGGAUGAAUGGCAUCUCUUUCAUCCGAGGAUAAAGGAGGGAUUUCACCAGCUACAGCAAUCCCUGCACCACAUCGAAGGGAUGGUGAGCAAAGGGAAAAAGAAAAGAAAUGGUGAGGAAAACGUGAAAGAAAAAGGCCCUGAUCCGGUCUGGGAAGAGGCCAAGCGAGGCUUGGAUGGAGCCCCAGAGAGGCUUCGGAGCGCCCAAGAUGGGAUCCCAGUGCUGGAGGAGGAUCUGGACGUGGCAGAGGGAGAGCGAGGGAAGCUGCGUGGCCCGGUUGGAGCCGAGAACUGGCCAGGAUCGCUGGGCAAGGAGGAAGAGAGGGCCGAGCAGCCCGUUGAGCCCUUGGCAAAACCUUCACUCCCCAGAGAACCCUUCUCGGCCCUGGACCCUGAUUCCGGCACUGCGUCCGAGCUGUGGAAGGCCAGAGAGCAGAACCUGCCGACAGAUAGACUGCCGCUGCACGACCGGCUUUGCUUUCGAGAGGCAGAGAAAUGGGCCCCUCCGGGGGGCUUGUCAGCCAGCAGAGAGGCAGCCAGCGACCUGGGAGGCAGCUUUAAGCACGAGCUGCGCAGCUCCAAGGCUGAGCUUCUCCGCCUCUACGGGGAGCUGCAGGUGCUGCAGGGGGCCACAGAAGAGCGGGGGUCUCUGCACCUGGCUCACGGGAAGCUGCUGCAGGAGAACGGGCGGCUUGAGGCCAAGGUCUUGGAGCUCUCCCACGAGUGCGAGCGCCUGAACCAGCGUCUCCUGAGAGAGAGGGAGGAGGAGGAGGAGGAGGAGGGGGGAGUUUUGGCAAGCAGACUCUCCUGCCCCGAAUUUCCAGCCAGGGUGAAGAUUUGUGAAGAAGAUCAGAUGCCGGACCAGGGAGCAGAUGGACAGCCAGUCUGCCUCCCUUUGUCCGAAGCCAGCAGGAUGGCAGAGCUGGAGAAGCCGGUCCAAGCCAAGCAGGGAGAGGAGGGACCCUUCCUGGAGGGGGAGAUCCUGGCCGUGAAGCGUCAGCUGAGCGCCCGCCGAGAGAGGCACGGAGCUGCGGCCCAGCCCUACCCGCCCCGCCCUGCCCUGGGACGCGCCGGUGGGGACACGGAGCAGGUGCGGAAGGGGGGCCACCCCGUGGGGAGAGGGGGAGCCCCCCCACCCUUUCCUCAUCACCUCCCCUCUGCACGCAGGGAUCCCCCCACAAAGGAGCCCCGCAGCCGCCGCAGGAAGAGCCCCCGGGGCUGCUUUGGGCCCCCCGACAGGCCCCGAGCUCCAUAGAAGCAGCUGAGGCUGGAGCAGGAGAGGACUCUGGAACUCAGGCUCCAGAAUCUGCAGCUGCAGCAGGAAAACAUGAAGGGGCAGGCCGAGCUGAGGCAGGCCCAGGGGAAGCUGCUGGAGGCCUCCAGGGCCUGUGGGGCGCUGGCCUCGCAGGGGGAGCUCAGCCAGCAGCAGGCCAAGGAACUCGAGCUGCAGCUGCUCCGGCUGUCCCAGGCCGCCAAGCAGCAGAGCCGCCUGCGGGAGCAGCUGACCCAGGCCGAGAAAAGGGUGGAGGAGUUGGAGCGGAGGCUGCAGGAGAGCCGGCAGCUCUCGGAGUCCCAGGCCGCCCUGGGCAGGAGGCAGCUGGAGGAGGAGGCCAAGGAGGCCGAAGCCCGGCGGUCUCUGCAGGAGGAGCAGAAGAUGCGGGAGCUCCUGGAGCAGCAGCGGAGGCUCUGGCGGGAGAAGGAGGCCCAGCUGCUCCAGGCCCUGGCUGACCGGCAGGCCCAGGUCCAGCAGCAGGAGGGGAAGCUGCAGGCCCUGGAGGACGAGAGGCGGGUCCUCGCCAAGGAGCAGCUGCACUGCCAGGGCCAGAGCCAGAGGCUCUCGGAGCAGCUCUCCGCCCUGCAGCGGGAGAAGGAGGCCCUGUGUGAGGAGCAGAGGCAGGUCCUGAGGCAGGUGGACCUCUCCCUCAGGAAACAGAGCGAGCGGCGCCUGCGGCACAAAGCCCGGCUGCGGCAGGCGAAGGAGAGGCUGCUCAGCGAGGUGAAGCUGCGUGACUCUCGCAUCCGGCACCUGGAGAGCGAGGUCCGGCUGUGCAAGAGCCAGGCCGAAAAGGACCAGCUGCUGAUCCGGCGGGUGACGAGCGAGAACGAGAGCCUCUUGCGAGAGAAGCGGAAGAGCCUGGAGCAGCUGCACAGCCUGGAGGAGGCCAAGCAGAGCCACGGCCGGGCACUCCGCACCCUCCAGAGCAGAGUGCAGCUUCUGGAGGGGGAGAACAGGCAGCUGCAGGACCGGGCCCUCCAGCUGAGCCUGCAGGUGGGCAUCCUGGAACGGGCCCUGCGCACCAUCCACGUCCACAGCCUGGAGGAGCUGAAGAGCCUCGGCUUCCCCGACUGCCCACUGCAGAGGAAGCUCCUGCCCUUCCCCAGCCUCAGCUUCUCGGUCACCCGGCUCUUGGACCCCAGCAGCCUCCGCCAAGCCAUCAAGGAUGGGCCGCCGGCGGAGCCCGGUCAAAAAGCCCUGCUCUCCCCCCUGGCCUUCCAGACCCCCAGGAUCGGCUGCGUGGACGUCCCCAGGAACCUGCCCGACUUCCGCGAGGACGAGCCCGGCCACCCCGUCGGCUGAAGGGCCCCGAAGCCUCUUCUCUGUCCUCGGCUGGGCUUCUCUCCCUCUGCCCCA